GGGUCUGUGGGGGGCAUAUAGCCUCAGCAAUGGCGGGGGCCCGGUGCACCCUCAAUGAACUGCACUUUGGGGCAGUUUCCACCGAGAUGAUCGAGGACACCCUAUUGCACCUGGCGCAGGAGAACGAGCAGAUGGUGCAGGCGGCCGCCGAGUGGACGGGCAGCUUCAGGGAGUCCCGCAUCGUGGAGUUUGUGUUUCUCCUGUGUGAACAAUGGGGCCUAGAAAAAUCCGUGAGCUACCAAGCCGUAGAAAUCCUAGAAAGGUCCACGGUGAAGCAGGUGGAGGCCGUCUGCAGACCAGCGGUGGUCCCGGGGGCCAGCGAGAAAGCCGACGCUCAAGGCUGGAGGACCCUGACGGCUCAGCUGUCUGGCCGGUUUCUGCUGCGGCUCAUGUCUUGCGUUCAGCUUGCGAGUAAACUUUCUUUUCAUUACAAGAUCGUCAGCAAUGUGACAAUCCUGAAUUUCCUCCAGGACUUAGGGAGUCCGUACAGCAAAGAGGAACUGCUGGAGUCGGAACUUGCCGUUCUCAAGGCCUUAAACUUUCAGGUCAACCUGCCCACUCCCCUGGCGUAUGUGGAGACGCUCCUGGAGGUCCUAGGCUACAACGGCUGCCUGGUGCCCACUAACCAGUUGCACAGGACCUGCGUGACCCUGCUGGACAUGGUAUACCUGCUGCACGGCCCCAUCUACGACAGCCUGCUCAGGGCCUCCAUCGAGAACUCCACGCCCAGCCAGCUCCAGGGGGCCAAGUUUGUGUCGGUGAAAGAAGACUUCAUGCUGUUGGCAGUAGGAAUCAUUGCGGCGAGCACUUUUGUCCACGCCCAGGAGGGCUGGAGCCAGGUUUUGGGGCAUUUACACGGCAUCACUGGCAUCAGCCCAGAGAGCAUUGCGGAGUUCUCUUACACAAUCCUGACUCACACGGUUGGAACCAGCACCCCGGAGAAGCCGCGCCGGCAGCGGGGGGGAGGUGGCUGCCGCCAUGGCAACCCUCUCCCCCUGACCUGACAGCCCCAGUCUACAGGGACGCGUGAGGCCGCGGGACUCCGGAUGGCCAGAGAGCCACAACACGGCCCUGACCCAGACCGUCCCUGAGGCGCAAACGAGUGUUGGAUUUCCAGGUCCGUGACCCUUUCCCACGUCCUCUGGCAGAGGAGGGCGUGCUCAAAGCCCGCCGUCCCGCAGCUGGGAGACGCCCAGGACUCGUUCCAACCCUUGGGAGCGGAGGUAAAGCACUUGACCUCCCCCACACCUCCACCCCGACAAGCUGCGGUUCACUCAGGAGAGAGGCAGGCCGCCGCCCGGCCCACAUCCACGCUCGGCCUUGUCACUUCAGGGGCCGCGACGGGUAAUGGACUGUAAGUGUUUUGUCCGGUUUAAUAUUAAAUGAACUUCUGACAACUUCA
Tachyglossus aculeatus (Australian echidna) is the source of this 1402-nucleotide messenger RNA. RefSeq names its product cyclin N-terminal domain containing 1 (gene CNTD1). The transcript has 8 exons. Gene Ontology annotation, cellular component: site of double-strand break. Lineage: Eukaryota; Metazoa; Chordata; Mammalia; Monotremata; Tachyglossidae. The record is from RefSeq and is a predicted model, not a curated record. The coding region runs from base 30 to 1004 and encodes 324 amino acids. Gene Ontology annotation, biological process: reciprocal meiotic recombination.